UCUCGCAGCGCUUCCAUCAAUCAGCGUCAAAUAAAAGCCAAAAGCUCGCACGACCGGCGUCUAUUGAUUGUUUGGCUUGAAUUUCACCUCUAAUUUGGUCUCAUCAAGAUGACAACCCAGGUGAAAACAGGGUGGCCUAGAAGGACUAGCAAUUCAGCACCUUUCGAGACCAAGUACUCAGCGCAGAAUCACGUUUCUAGGCCGAUUAACUUAUAUCCCCUCACUAACUACACAUUUGGCACAAAAGAACCUCUUUUUGAAAAGGACCCAUCUGUGCCUGCUCGUUUUCAAAGAAUGAGAGAAGAAUUUGACAAAAUCGGAAUGAGGCGCAGUGUCGAAGGCGUCUUGCUUGUCCACGAGCAUGGACUACCUCACGUAUUAUUGCUGCAGCUGGGAACAACCUUUUUCAAAUUGCCUGGAGGUGAGUUGAACCCGGGUGAGGACGAAGUCGAAGGGCUGAAGCGACUCUUGGCAGAGACGCUGGGAAGACAAGACGGCGUCGUGCAAGAGUGGAUGAUUGAGGACAUCAUUGGCAAUUGGUGGCGCCCAAACUUUGAACCCCCUCAGUACCCUUACGUCCCCCCUCACAUCACCAAGCCCAAAGAGCACAAGAAGCUCUUUCUUGUGCAGUUGGCAGAGAAGGCGCUCUUUGCUGUGCCGAAAAACUACAAGUUAGUCGCAGCUCCGCUUUUUGAGCUCUAUGAUAACUCUCAAGGGUACGGGCCCAUCAUCUCGUCUCUGCCGCAGGCACUGUGCCGGUUCAACUUCCAGUACCAGUGAAGCCCACUGCAUGAGCUGGAGCCGUAAUCACAAUUUUCAGGCGAAUAACUUCAGACAUCCCUGAUCAUUUUAUACAUACUGUAAUUAGCCAUCUAAGAUUUUUAGUUGAUAAGGGUAUUAUCAUCAUGUUUGUGUCUCUUUAAAAGUGCAAAUUUUUGGUACUUGAUGUGUAAAUGAGCGUAAUGAAAGCUGUUAGCACUCAAAAUAAAAUUAUUGUCUCUAAAAUA
This is a messenger RNA of Cloeon dipterum, 1007 nucleotides long. RefSeq names its product cleavage and polyadenylation specificity factor subunit 5 (gene Cpsf5). Gene Ontology annotation, molecular function: mRNA 3'-UTR AU-rich region binding. NCBI's taxonomy places the organism in Eukaryota, Metazoa, Arthropoda, Insecta, Ephemeroptera, Baetidae. The transcript is spliced from 6 exons. Bases 109 to 780 code for a protein of 223 amino acids. Gene Ontology annotation, cellular component: mRNA cleavage factor complex. The record is from RefSeq and is a predicted model, not a curated record.